UGAAAUUAAUACAUUCCAGUAUUCUUUUUUGCUGUUCUAUUCUAUAAACGUCAACAUUAUUAAUGUAUUAAUAAUAAUUAACUUGACAUCCAGCAAACCUGCCAUUUUUGGAAAUGUUCAACACAGGCUCUUAACACGCGCUCACAAUCUUUGUUAAACGAAUAACAGCUUAUGGCUUUGUGUUAUAAAGAUUUUCUGCCUCCGUACGCAUAAACUAUUCGAGUCCUUGGUGUUCUCCAACAAGUGUUUGCUGCUUGCCUUUGAAAGUUCUCCGCGCCCCAUUUUGGUGAUGUAAAUGAGCGAGUGGAAGGAGUGGAAAGGGGAGGUGCGAUCGGAUUGGUCCAGCUCAGAAUAUAGUAUCACUGAAAACGCGCAUGAGAGCGAGAACUUUUUUGUCAUCUUGCAGGUAGCUGUACUUAAGGCGAGUUCAUGCCAUACAAGUGGUUGAUUGAGCUGAGUGCAGGAGAUAACUUUUUUUCUGAAGGUGUGGGGAUUUCGAUUAUUUUUUUGCUUUAAACUUCUGCAAACUUCAACCAACUUUUAACAGAUUGAUUGUUUUGGUCUCCCACGAGUGAUGACCAGUUUCACGCAAGUCAGAGUUUACAUACGUAACAAGCGUGUAAAUGCGCAGGCUUAGGCAAUUAACUUUGGUUUCUUAGGCCAGUGCAACCCAACAAGACGCAGGCCUAGUGGUAAAUAGCUGCAUGUAUCUAUUCAGUCGGUAAAUUUUGAAAGGAUUAUCCAUCGGCAACUUACACUUUCUUAUAUCCUAGUUUAUAGGCGGAUUCGUUGUUGCUGCUAGUACCGUUGCAUUAUCAAUUACAGCUUAAAUAUGUACAGCAUGAUGGAACACGAACUGAAGUCCUCAGGUCCUCCGCCUUCGCACCAACCAGGUCAGGGGAUGUCUCCUGCGAGCGGCGUUGUAGGGGCAAAUCACCCUGGGGCCAAACCAGUUUGCCCGGCCGGUGGUGACCCCAUGGACAAAGUAAAGCGACCCAUGAAUGCUUUCAUGGUGUGGUCGCGGGGACAGAGACGGAAGAUGGCACAGGAGAACCCCAAAAUGCACAAUUCGGAAAUAAGUAAGCGCCUCGGAGCUGAAUGGAAGUUGUUGACAGAUGCCGAAAAGAGACCGUUCAUAGAUGAGGCCAAGCGGCUGCGGGCUGUGCACAUGAAGGAGUAUCCCGACUACAAGUAUAAACCGCGUCGUAAGAGUAAGCCCUUACUGAAAAAAGACAACCCAGUUGGUAAAUACCCACUGUCUGCUGGCAAUCUUCUGGCAGCAGCGGCUGCUCAGGGUCCUGGUGGAAGCCCUCGAAUGGAGAGCUACGGGUGGGGGCCUACAGGGGGGUAUGCGGGCAUGCAGAGUGAAGCCCUGGGAUAUCCACAGCAACUCCACCGCUACGAUCUGUCGGCAUUGCAGUAUCCCCCUGCCAUGGCCACCGCACAGACGUACAUGAACGGCGCUAACUCAUACAGUCCCAUGUCCUACAGCAGUAGCCCUCAACAGCCCAGCCCAGUGAUGUCAAUGGUGAAGCCAGAACCAGUGUCACAUUCCCCGACUGGAGCACCCAACCACCACCGUGGGGCUUUGCAAGGGGACCUGCGGGACAUGAUCAGCAUGUACAUUCCAGGAGGCGAUACAACCGAUCCAACUGUUCAGAGAGGGUACUCUAGCGUCCAGCAGCACUACCUCAGUGGGACAGUGCCUCUGACCCACAUUUGACAUCCUGGCACUGAAAACUGGCACUGGGACACUCACAAGGGCACCCCUCCACACACACAGCAUGCAUAAAGUCAAUCCCCUUGAGCCCUCACAAUUUUAUUUAAUUUGUAAUUACUCUGUUUCACAAUUUGUUCUGCGUGUCACAUUAAUCGGGGUAACUGUUCCAUACCUCCUUCCCAGAAUCUCUGUUUGCAGGCCCUCUUGUAAUGCCACUAAUUCCUUCUCCUUAUUGAGACUUCCCUUUCCCUCAAUCCCCUUUCUUGUUCCUUCCCCCUAAAUUUUCCCACUGUGAAGGAGAGGUGUACAUAAGCUGCCAUGCUGAGAAUGUGCAUUUCAUUUCUGAAACUUAAUUGUUGUGAUUAACUUUAAAAAAACCCUAAGUUGUCAGUUAAACCACUGAACGGCACAAUGUAGCAUUCUCUCUGAUGCGUAACACAAUUAAAACCAAAUUUGGUGGGGGACUUGUUGGGCGUUACAAGAAAGGACUGAAUUCUGGGCAGUAAUUAUAGCUAAGUCACCAGGACCCUCCUACGCCAGAGACAUGGAAGACAUGUGAGUUUGUCCUCUGUGAUUAUGAACUGAUGGUCAUUUGAGACUAGUCGAUAGGAAAAACUUGUCAGAGUGAAUGCCGAGGACGCAGAACAAAGCAUUAAAUGAGCUUUGAUUGGUCAUCUGAGCUCUAGCUAUGGUGAUAAUAAUUGAUCUAUAAAGCCAAUUCUGUGGGAUAUUAGGAAAUCCUAUUGGACAAUUGUACAAGAGCUCCUUAGAUCUGAUGAUCUUAAAAUCAUCUUCUUUUCUCUUCCAUAUUCUAAUUGGAUCUUGAGUAAUGUGAAGCUGGAAUUGAAUUCAUUGCAGUUGUGGCACAUUCAAAGUUCAUUAGCCAGGUUUAUUUCCCUGAUUAGAACGUGUGGUGGUGAUCAGCCACUCAUUGCUUCAGCAAUCUCUUUUGCUAAUUACUUGAGCUAUAUCACACACUAUAGAUUUAUGAAAUGUAACUUUUUGUAGUCACUGGCUCAAACAAGACAGCAGACAAGUAAAAAUGGCUGUUCCCACUUCAUGACUGUUGCUUUUAACCCAAGUCCUUAACUAGUUAACUGGUGCUGCUAAAGAUUAUGAAGUAGUUGAGGAGUUUGGACUUUAAACUUCCAGCUGAUGGGACUGUGUGUAUGUGUGUUUCUAUGGGGGCAUUUUUUGUUUGAUUACAUUUUAUUCAGUUAGGAUUGGACAGCCCUCACACUGUGCACUCCACUCAACACAAACACUUGUUUGUAUUUUUAAGAGGAUGUCCUUACUACUCCUUUUUUUUAACUCAAAAGUCAAAUGGGGUCUAAAUACUGUAAUUUAUAUUAAAAUAAUGAAACAAGUGAAUGUUUACAUUGCAAUCCAAGUGUGCAACUACAUUAACUUUGUAUUGUAAACUUUUUGUACUUUUUCAUUUUAGUAUAUUAAUAAUGCUUUGCAUGUAAAUAGUGUGAGACUGAAGUCUUACAGCUUUGAACUGUAUAGUAAUUUUUCUUCUCCCCCCCCCCCUUUUUUCAAAAGCCCUUAUACUAAGGGUAAUGUUUUUAAGAAACCAUGUUGAGACUAUAUGACAAUGAUGACAAAAAAGUAAUAAACUUAAAAUUUUUAAACUUA
Messenger RNA from Anguilla anguilla (European eel), 3358 nucleotides. It is a transcript of the gene sox19b, whose product is annotated as SRY-box transcription factor 19b. Lineage: Eukaryota; Metazoa; Chordata; Actinopteri; Anguilliformes; Anguillidae. Gene Ontology annotation, biological process: regulation of DNA-templated transcription; anatomical structure morphogenesis; cell differentiation. The record is from RefSeq and is a predicted model, not a curated record. The coding region runs from base 833 to 1723 and encodes 296 amino acids. The transcript is spliced from 2 exons. Gene Ontology annotation, molecular function: DNA-binding transcription factor activity, RNA polymerase II-specific; RNA polymerase II cis-regulatory region sequence-specific DNA binding.